Rana temporaria (common frog) is the source of this 354-nucleotide messenger RNA. Its product is annotated as 40S ribosomal protein S29-like. The record is from RefSeq and is a predicted model, not a curated record. The transcript has a single exon. NCBI's taxonomy places the organism in Eukaryota, Metazoa, Chordata, Amphibia, Anura, Ranidae. Gene Ontology annotation, molecular function: structural constituent of ribosome; zinc ion binding. Bases 1 to 171 code for a protein of 56 amino acids. Gene Ontology annotation, cellular component: ribosome; cytosolic small ribosomal subunit. Gene Ontology annotation, biological process: translation.
AUGGGCCACCAGCAUCUGCAUUGGAGUCACCCAAGGAAGUUCGACCAGGGAUCCCGCUCCUGCCUCAUGUGUUUAAACAGACAUGGACUGAUCUGCAAAUAUGGAAUGAACAUGUGCCACCAGUGCUUCAGGCAGUAUGUAAAGUACAUUGGCUUUAUCAAGCUAGACUAAACGGAUACUUAUUUGUAUAUUUGGAUAAGAUCUAUGGCCAUAAAUGAAUACUUCAAAUGAGAUGUGCAGUUUGUACCUAAGACUUUGAAGAAAAUACACAUGUGAAUUAUGUUGGUUUGCAUCUUGCAGUUGGUACCCAGGACUUUGAAGAACACACACAUGUAAAUAAAAUCAGUUUCUACC